This is a messenger RNA of Lytechinus variegatus (green sea urchin), 800 nucleotides long. Its product is annotated as dnaJ homolog subfamily C member 24-like. Gene Ontology annotation, biological process: positive regulation of ATP-dependent activity. The record is from RefSeq and is a predicted model, not a curated record. Gene Ontology annotation, molecular function: ATPase activator activity; ferrous iron binding. The transcript is spliced from 5 exons. Lineage: Eukaryota; Metazoa; Echinodermata; Echinoidea; Temnopleuroida; Toxopneustidae. The coding region runs from base 168 to 635 and encodes 155 amino acids.
AUCAGUGCGCAGAACAUCAUAACGCUACUCGGUCGUACAUUGUAAGGAUCGGCCCAUCUAAUUUUGUUUUUAGUGAUAGAUGCAUGUUCUUAACGAUAUAUUUACAGGAAAGCCUUGCAGAUGAGAGAGAGAAAAAAUUGAUGGAAGAAACAAAGCCUGGAUAGAGAAUGCAAGAAAUGGUGGAUCAAGAUUUAUACACCAUUUUGGAAUCGUCCUCGUCAGCCUCGUAUGAAGAAUUGAAAGCUAGUUACAGGAGACUUGUUCUAAAGUAUCAUCCAGAUAAAGUGAGUGAAGAUGAGAGGGAAGGCUGUCAUUUAGAGUUCCAGAGAUUAGAUAAAGCUUGGAAGAUCCUCAGUGACUCAAAUCUUAGACACCAGUAUGACACCAGACAAAGAGCCACCCAGUUGACUAAUACUUUGGUUAAUGAUGAGAUCAAUCUAGAUGACAUGUCUUGGAACGAAGAUGACCUGACCUACAGCCACCAAUGCCGAUGUGGAGGGGAGUAUAUCCUGAGUGAGGAUGAUGCAUCGGAGGGAUCAAGGCUUGUCAACUGUUCUAAUUGCUCUCUGUGUAUCGAGGUAGUGGUAGAAGAAGAACUCGAUGAAUCGGUGAAAAUGGAUGUGACAAAGAGAUGAUAUUCCAAACUUUGGAGACUCCAGAAUAAUAAUAAUCCACUUUUAUAUAGCACUGAAGACAUCAGAAAGCAGUCUCUAAGCGCUUUACAGAUAUAUUAUUAUCCCGGUCAUCGGAUUCCGAUGUGCCGACAUACAGUGUAUGCACUUUUUCCACUCCCUGGGGAG